UUUAUCGAUUUCGAUUUCGAAAUUUUCCUUAUCGAUUUCGAUUUCGAUUUUGUCCUCUUCGGUUAUCGGUUUAUCGGUAAACCGAUAAGCUAUACUAAAAAGACAAAUAUACCCUUAUUCUAUAAUACUACCCUUUCCUUCACUUAAGUCCCUAACCGGCUAACCCUAUUAUUUCCUCCCUUCUUCAGCGCCGCUUUCUCUUCAGUCUUCAGUCUUCAGUCUUCAGUCUUCAGCGUUUUCUUUCAAAGUACAAACCUAGCUCUGUUCUAUCGCCACUCGCCACUGUCAAACCGAGAUCUAAUAUGUCGGAAAGUUAGUCGCCGUUGAUUAUUGCCGUUUCCGAUACUCCUAAUUUCUUUCUUCAACUUUUUCUUUUCUCUUCUAUUUGAAGGAAUGCCUUCUGUGUAAAUCUUUCUGUUUCGUUAUUAUUGGUAGUAAAGAGUCUAAUCUGUUUCGUUAUCUUUCGUUAUCUGUUUCGUUUCGUUAUUCUUCGUUAUUAUCUUUCGUUCUGUUUCGUUAUCUUCUAUCGGAAAAUCUUUCUGUGUAAAUCUUUGCAUUGUGAAUGCCGUUUACCAACUUAAUAUAAACGUAUCAAUCCCAAGGCAGUUAGUGUCUAGCUGUCUAGGCAUUAGUCAGUAAUUAGUUAGUCACAUCUACUUAUUGUAAGUAUAUAUAAUUUUAGGAUUUUCCAACUGUGUAUAGCUCGAGCAAAACAACACAAGCUACAAGCCUACAACCGAGCUACAUCAGUUCCUAUCCUCAAAAAAAUUCAUUGCGACAUUUAGUCGAGCAAUAUCAGGUAAUACAGGGUAGUAUUAACAGUUAUAUUAAAACAACAAAUAGAUGAUACCAUUCAUUCCCCAUAAUAACCACAUGAUUCAAGUCCUACCCCGAAAAAAAGAUUAACACCAAAUGCCAAAAAUCGACGCAAAGCUCUACUUUUCUUGGUUUUACACACACACACAAAAAAAAAAUGAAUCACACGAUGUGAGUUUAAAAGGGACCAUGUCUUGGCCAGGUUAAUGAAUCUGAUAAAGAAUCUAGCGUAGGGUGAGACAACUGUUAAAAGUAGUAUGUAUUUUUAAGCUGCCCUGAAGCUUUAGUUUGGAAUGUAUUCAUGUAUGUUGACUGCAAGUAUGUGUAAAUGAACUGAAGCUAUUUUUUCCUAGUAAUUUGAUAAGGAACUUAUUUAAAUUGAUUUCUUUCCAGCCAUAAUUUUUAGGUCAAGAGCGACGAGUGCUGACUUCGUGUUGCUUUGCACCUUUGCUUCAUUCAACUCGUUUAAGACUGUAAGUUACAUUCUUCAUUCACUUCAUAUGGCUGAAAAUGAUAAAAUUGAUCAAGUGGUUGAUGAAAGUAGAGGUUCUGAGUCUACACUGCUGCAACUACUCACUCGACAGUUACAAAACAAGCGAAAAAACGAUCUCGGGCAUGGGAUUUUUUUGAAAAAAAAGUUGAUGCUAAAGGAAAUAAUAAAUAUGCAUGUAGAUUUUGUGGACAAGAAUAUUUGAGACAAAAGGCAAAAGUAUGACACAAAUGAAUAGUCAUAUCAGUAAAUGUCCAAGGAAUCCUUAUAAAGUUGAAAAAGGUCAAAAACUAUUACCAUAUCAAACAGUACCGGGGGGUAAUAAAGGUGAUCUUAUUCCCAUGGAAAUUUGAUCAAGAAGAGUGUAGGAUGGCUUUGUGUCGUAUGGUGAUUGUUAAUGAACUUCCAUUUAGUUUUGUUGAGAAGGAACGCUUUAGAAACUUUAUGAAAGUGGCACAACCUUGUUUUCAUAUUCCUUCUCGUACUACUGUUACACGGAAUUGUUUUGCUCUUUUUAAUGUGGAAAAAAAUAAAUUAAUGAAGUUUCUUAAAAGGAACAAGUCAAAGAGUAAGUCUUACCACUGAUACAUGGACUUCUAUUCAAAAAAUUAACUAUAUGUGCAUCACAGCCCAUUGGAUUGGAUAGUGAAUGGAUUAUGCAUAAAAGAAUUAACUUUUCUCCAAUUACUAGUCACAAAGGUGAAGAUAUGGCAAGGUGUAUUAUUGAUUAUUUGCGUGAGUGGGGUUUGCAAAAGAUUUUCACUGUCACAGUUGACAAUGCUAGUUCAAAUGAUGUGACCGUGGAGAAGUUGUCUGACAAAUUAGAUGAUUGGGGAACCAAUUCCAUGAAUGGUCAACACUUUCACAUGAGAUGCAUGGUUCAUAUUGUAAAUCUUAUUGUGAAAGAUGGUUUAAAAGAGUCAGGUAUUUCUAUUGCUCGUGUUAGAUGUGCAGUCAGAUAUAUUAGACAGUCUCCUGGUAGGUUGAGGAAGUUCCAGGAAUGUUGUGAAAGUGAAAAUAUUGUCAAAAAAUGUUUAUGCUUAGAUGUUCCUACAAGGUGAAAUUCCACCUACUUGAUGUUGAGCAGGGCUAUUGAAUAUGAAUGUGCAAUUAAAGAAUAUUCUGAUCGUGAUACCGGCUUGUCACAUUAUCUUAUGUUUGAUGCUAUUUCAGAUGGAAAGCCUGUAGGUAUGCUUACAAGAACUGAUUGGGAUGAUGUAAAGAGGAAUUGCACAAUUUCUUGAAAUAUUUUAUAAUCUCACUUUGAAGGUGUCCGGAUCACUUUAUGUAACAUCAAAUGCCCAUUUCCUUGAAAUUGGUCAAGUUGCUGUUUACUUAAAUUGAUUAAUAACAACUCAAGAUGAACUUUUGAGUGAGAUGGCAUCAAGUAUGUGAAAAAAUUUUGAGAAGUAUUGGGGUGAACCAACAAAAAUGAACAAAAUAAUUUUCAUUGCUUGUGUUUUGGAUCCUCGCUACAAGUUUACUACUGUUAGAUUUGUACUUAAGAAGAUGUUUGGAGAUGAAGGGACAAUUAUUGAAAAAGAGGUUCAUACUUAUAUGAGUUCAUUGUUUAAUGAGUAUGUCUCUAAGUCGGUUUCAAAAGAUACUGGUAGUAAAGUUUCUACCUCUUUGCCAAGCUCUUCAUUCAGCACAAUGGAAACUUCAACUCCUGGUUUAGGUGAACUUUUAGAUGAAAUAAGGAAACAUAAAGCUGCAAGUGGAGGUGUAGAUUCUAAAACAGAAUUGGAAAAGUAUCUUGCGGAAGAUCCUGAAAAUGAAAGGCCGGACUUUGAUAUCUUGGCUUGGUGGAAGAUGAACUCACCUAGAUUUCCUAUUCUUGCUAAGAUGGCUCGAGAUGAGCUUGUUAUUCCUAUUUCAAGUGUGGCAUCUAAAAGUGCAUUUAGUACCGGAGGGCGUAUUCUUGACCAAUUUAGGAGUUCAUUAACUCCUAAAUUGGUUGAAACUCUAGUGUGCCUUCAAGAUUGGCUUCGGAGUGAAUCGCUUCCUGUAAAUGUUGAAGAAGAUUUAGAUUUUCUCGAGACACUCGAGGAAGAUUUUACUAAUCUUGGCAAAGAAGCUUCCACCGACGAUGUUUGCUAGAGUUUGUUAGCUGCUAUGUAAGUUCUCCAUUUUAAGUAAUAUACUUGUAAAAGAAUGUGAUGUAUUACAAAGUUCUUAAUAUUUUUCUCUUUAAUAACUUGAGGGUUAAUUAUUGAUUUGCUGCCCAUUUGCAGAUGGACUCAAUGGCUCUUCUUCAGCUGCUUCCAUGUGUUCGAGUAUAGUCUUAUUAAAGACAAGGCCUGAUGACAAUGCUUCCCAGAUUAUGAAUUCAGUUUAUGACAUAAACUGACUUUUUCAAGGAUUGCCACAUGUGUCUUUGUCAUUGCUGUCCUUUUUGUGUAUUUGUGGAUGCAAUUAUCUUAUUCCCUGGACAAUAUUGUCCUCAACAUUGUCCUCUGUGGCUUAAUUGAAACAAUACAUAAUACUUGGUUCAUUUCUGUCACUUUCUUUGGGUUUUUAAGGAACUAAUUAAUGUUUCUACUACUUUUAUUUUAUACUAUUGGAAGUUGCAUUCAUCACGCAGCCUUGGAAGUUGCUUGUGUCCAUGUAUUAUUCAAGUGAUGCACAUUAUUUUCUUCUCCAUUGCCUUCUUGUCAAGGCAGUUUUCUACUCAUCCUGGUAGGUCUACUUACCAUAUAAACUUUGGCCUUAAUUAUACAUUUUAGUCAGGUACCCUUUUUUCUUUGAUGUAGAAACAGGUAUUUUUCUUUAUUUGCGUAUUCUUCUGUAGUCAUCACAGCGAUAUACUUUCCGUUGAAUCCCGCAAAUUUUCUUAUUGGUGUAAUCGAUAACCGAAUCGAUAAGCCCCAACAAUCGAUAAAUUGAAAUCGAAAAAGUUAAAACCUUAUUGAAACGAUAACGAUAAGCAUAUAUACAAAUCGAUAAUCGAUAAGUAAUUGUCGAUAAGGGUCAAAAUCGAAUAUCGAAUGCACACCCCUAUUACCAGGACUUUCAUCUUGGAGACACUACUAAUUUAUAAAUACGGAAAUACACAAUAUAGUGAUGUACAGAGUGGAACUGCUUUUUCUUAAAGUCAGAAUUGAACUGUUUUCUCGAGGGACACGAAUUUUAAGAGGAAGAGAUAAAAGUACCUAACGAUAUGGUAUAUAUUAAAAAGGACUCCAUGCUGGGUAACCAAUAGCUGAAUCUUCCGGAAAUCAAAAGGCUUCUCAGAACAUCAGGCGGCUAACUCUGAUAUUGGAUUAUAACAGCAGCAAAACAACUUACUCACCAAUAUUUUGUAGGAGCAAACUCGAUAAGGUUUUCCAGUUCAGAUUUGUCAAACUUACUUAUAUUCAAGAAAUACAUCAUUCUAACUGGAUACCAAUUUGGGCUUCAUCAAAAACUAAAUGCCGUACAACCAAGAGAAAGUGGAUUGUGUUUCACCCAGUACGCCAACCUUUGGGGGGG
Nicotiana attenuata is the source of this 4777-nucleotide messenger RNA. RefSeq names its product zinc finger BED domain-containing protein RICESLEEPER 1-like. Gene Ontology annotation, molecular function: DNA binding; protein dimerization activity. The transcript is spliced from 2 exons. Bases 2738 to 3406 code for a protein of 222 amino acids. Lineage: Eukaryota; Viridiplantae; Streptophyta; Magnoliopsida; Solanales; Solanaceae. The record is from RefSeq and is a predicted model, not a curated record.